AUGGCAGAUGUUGAAGAGAACAAUGAGGACUAUAAGCUGGAGGAAGCUCUCACCUUGGAUGAAAGAGCUGGUGCUGUUAGAAGAGGACAUGCCUGUUUAUUACCAGUAAAUGUGAAGCUACACAAAAGGCUAUUUGACCCCCUGCUCCAGUGUCUGGCCCAGAUCAGAGUGCUGGACGAGUCCAAGAUGAAGCUGGAUUACAUCCUGAGCCUGAAGAUUGAGAAUUUCCUGGAGAGGAGGCUACAGACCCAAGUCUUCAAACUGGGCCUGGCCAAGUCUAUCAACCACGCUUGGAUCUUCAUCAGGCAGCGCCAUAUCUGAGUCCAGAAGCAAGUGGUGAAUAUAUCAUCGUACAUUGUCCAGUUGGGCUCUCAGAAGCACAUCGACUUCUCCCUGCGUUUGUAUGGGGGAGGAUGCCCUGGCAGGGUGAAAUGAAAGAACAUUAAGAAGGCCAAAGGAGGUGCCAGAGCUGCUGACAAUGAGGAGGAGAAUUGA
Molecule: messenger RNA, 495 nt
Organism: Stegostoma tigrinum
Lineage: Eukaryota; Metazoa; Chordata; Chondrichthyes; Orectolobiformes; Stegostomatidae
Gene: rps9
Product: ribosomal protein S9
Biological process (GO): positive regulation of translational fidelity; translation
Cellular component (GO): cytosolic small ribosomal subunit
Molecular function (GO): structural constituent of ribosome; rRNA binding
Source: RefSeq, a predicted model, not a curated record